Messenger RNA from Mesocricetus auratus (golden hamster), 6155 nucleotides. RefSeq names its product growth arrest specific 2 like 3 (gene Gas2l3). NCBI's taxonomy places the organism in Eukaryota, Metazoa, Chordata, Mammalia, Rodentia, Cricetidae. Gene Ontology annotation, molecular function: actin filament binding; cytoskeletal adaptor activity; microtubule binding. Gene Ontology annotation, biological process: actin crosslink formation. The transcript is spliced from 9 exons. The coding region runs from base 382 to 2406 and encodes 674 amino acids. Gene Ontology annotation, cellular component: actin filament. The record is from RefSeq and is a predicted model, not a curated record.
UUCACAGUUGAAGCUGAUAGUGCUAUUUUGUUAUCUAGUAGAAAAGCGUAUGGCUAAGCAUGUGAUUAUGAAGUCCAUGUGACUCACAAAGACAUGAUCACUACAGAGAGAUCAAAGACGCUGGAGUUUCAGUAUCGGUUUGAGGAGUUGCGAUGACAUCACUUUUGCGUUGCUAUAUAGGAAAAGAUUGUGGGAGACUGUUCUGUGCAGCAGGUUUGUCAUGAAUUCUACCUCACUGUCUUGACUCUAGUUUGACAGUUGCUUUGACACUAGUGCCAGGGACAGUGUAUCAAAGGGUUGCAGGUUUCUCUCAUUCAGGUGACAUAUGCCAUUAUGGAGCAGAAGUGACAGUCCCUGAAUAUUAGUUUCAUCUCAGUAUAGAUGACCAUGCAGCCUGCAGUUCAGGUAUGGUUUGGGGAGGACCAACCUCUAAGUCCCAGGUGUCCCCUGACUCCCAGACAUGGACCAGGACUGACUGAUGUCUGUCAGUAUGACCAAUGGAUAGCUGUGAGGCAUGAAGCCACUCUCCUGCCUAUGCAAGAAGACCUCUCUAUUUGGUUAUCGGGCUUACUAGGUAUUGACAUUAAGGCAGAAAGAUUAUUGGAAGAGCUUGAUAAUGGAGUGCUGUUGUGUCAAUUAAUCAACGUUCUUCAAAAUAUGGUAAAAGAAUGCCACUCCGAAGAACCAGCGAAUUUUCCAAUGAGAAAAGUGCCUUGUAAGAAAGAUGCUGCGUCGGGUUCAUUCUUUGCCAGAGACAACACUGCAAACUUUCUUCACUGGUGUCGGCACAUCGGGGUUGACGAAACUUACCUCUUUGAGUCUGAAGGUUUAGUUUUACAUAAAGACCCCAGACAGGUGUACCUUUGUCUUCUUGAGAUUGGUCGAAUUGUGUCAAGAUAUGGAGUUGAGCCACCAGUACUGGUGAAACUUGAGAAAGAAAUUGAGUUGGAAGAGACCCUGCUUAAUGCCUCGGGGCUUGAAGAGUCCUUCAACAUCCCCAAAUCUUGCUGUCAGCAUGAAGAACUACACGAAGCUGUUAAGCACAUUGCUGAGGAUCCUCCUUGUAGUUGUUCUCAUCGAUUUUCUAUUGAAUAUUUAUCUGAAGGACGGUACCGGCUUGGGGAGAAAAUACUCUUUAUAAGGAUGCUUCAUGGGAAACACGUUAUGGUCCGUGUUGGCGGAGGCUGGGAUACUCUGCAAGGAUUUUUGCUGAAAUAUGAUCCCUGCCGAGUACUGCAGUUCGCUACACUGGAACAAAAGAUCUUAGCAUUUCAAAAAGGAGUUUCAAAUGAAAGUGUGCCAGAUUCACCUGCCGGAACUCCUCAGCCUCCAGAAAUGAACCCUUUGUCUGCAGUUGACAUGUUUCAGAAACAAAAUUUAAAACCUGACACACCAGUAAGUGUUCCAAAGAGCAAAGAAAAACAGGGGCGCCCACCAGGUGUGUUGCCUCCCACCCCAUCAGUAAAAGGCCAUCUGUCUUCCCUGUCCACCCGGUCUAAACUUCCGGACUCUCCAGCUUCAUUCUCCCAUCCCAGGGUCACAACUUUGAAGGGCAGAGCGAAAAAAGCGCAUGCCCCUCCCAGCAGUGUGUCUUCCUCGGCGUCUUUAACUCCAGUGGGCAGCAGCACUGCCCCGGCUUCAUCCAGUGCUGCGCAGUGUGCUUCUGAGUCAGUGAGAAAACGUGUCGCUUUCUCCAAGCCUGCUAAGACCAUGGCUGUGCCAGCCCACAAUUCCAGAGAUCCGUCUAAGUCUAGACUUUCACCAAGUAAGCCUUCUGGAAAAAUUGAACCAAAGCAUUUGAAACACAAUCAUCUUUCUUCCAGGGACGAGUCAAAGUGUCCAAAGCUACCUAAGGGAAACAUUCACGGGAGGCCUAACCCUUCUCCUUUCCAGUCCCCUGCAAAAGUGACCAAACCCACUUCCAAAACCAGAGCCAUAGGUCUAGGAACACAGUCUCAGCCACCCGAUAGAACUCUGAAAUCAAGGGCAGUCCCAGCACAAAGACUUCCCACACCUGUGUGUUCGGUGUCCUCUGCGAAAGCUACCAAGGAACCAAAAGGCGAGAAUAUAGUUUCAGUUGUCAAAAAGCAACCACAGAGUAAGGGUGCCAGCCAGAAGACAGGACCCGGCUCUCCUAAGUCUCCUGGCCGCACCCCACUGUCCAUUGUGAGCGUCCCCCAAUCUGCUGCCAAGACAGAAACUGGUUCAAAGUUAGCGCAGACUGCCAUGAAGGGCCAGUAUUCAGCUAAAGGGCCUCCUAAAAGUGGCAUGCCACCAGCUGCCACCAGGAAACCACCCUUAUCUGGUAAGGGAACAGUCAGUGGAGAUAAAAAACCAACUGCCAAGACAAAGGAAGAAGAUGACCAUUAUUUUGUUAUGACUGGAAGUAAGAAGCUUAAGAAAUAAGCACACUUGUGUCAUUUUAACAAACCAUUGUGGCCGAGCAGAAGGGGAAUCCGCCCCACCGGGAUCACAAACGGUCUUCCUAUGUGUGUUUGUCGGGAUAGCUGCAGCCAUGAGGUCAGGAUGGGGAUGAAGGCAGGGGACAGGGCUGCGUCGGGGAGAGGACUUACGUGUGUUUUGUAUACUAAUAGGCAAAUGCAUGAGUUUUGAUCUGUACUAUCUUGUUAAUGUCUGCUGUUUGAGGGGAAUGCAGAAGUCUAACAACACUAUUUGAACUGUAGCAAUACUCAGUGUAUCUUUGAAUAGGUAUUAACUAUGGAGAUUGUUUGCUAAUAGCAACUUGGAUGCUCUUAACACUAGUUACUCUGUCCAGUCAGGAAACAACGGUUUGCUUGGCAUUAGUGUGUGCCUGUAAUCUUAGCUCUGAAGGCCGAGGCAGGACGCCUGCCUGGAAUACAUAAUAAACCCCAGCAACGGUUUGACAUAAAAGGCACCUAAGUUAAGUUUCUGAUCAGGAAUCUUGGUCUAGCAGUCAUAAGGGCCAAUGGUUGCUGCUGCUUGGUUUGACAUUCUGGAUCAGAUGGAAUUCUUAUUAUUUAAUUCUUUUUAAUAUUUCCAUAUCAGAAGGAACUUUUUUAUUAAAAUUGGGAUUUUAUUAAUAUUAGUAGCAUUUUAUAGUCAAAAAUUUUGGUAAAAAAGAAAACUAAAUAAAUUAACUAUUGGAACAUAACCUGAGAUUUAGUAAAAGGUUAAGAUUUUUUUAAUAUAACAACCCACACUCUUUGUGUCUUACAUUUUAAAUGAAAUCUGAAGUAUGACAGGGAGAUUUAAUAGCUUUUAGCAUAUUAAAAUAUUUUAAAUGAAUAGAUAUUUCUUAUGUGUAUAGACAAGUAUUUUUACACUAAGAUGUGUUUUGAUACCUGAAUUAAGUUUUAACAAUAGGGAUUGGGGAAGUAGCUCAGUGGAUAAAGCACUUCUCGUGCAGGAUUGCAGAUUGGAGUUUAGAUCCCUAGCACCUCCAUAGAAACAGGUAGGCAUGAUGGUCUGCCUGUAGUCUCAGCAUUCAGGAGGAAGGGACAGGGUCUCCGGGGACACGCUGGCUGUCUAGACUAGCCAAACUGACAUGUUCCUGCUUGUUUAAGAGACACUGCCUCAUUAAAUAGAGUAGUAAAUGAUGAAGGAAGACACCCGAUGUCAACUUCUGUCUCUCCAUGUAUAUACACAUACAUAUGUACUUACACACAUGUACACGCACACACAUGAAUGAAUGAACAUUUGCACACUAGACACAUGCCAUCAUAUACAUGCAUGCAUGCACACCACAUGCAUUUGCACAUGCAUAAGAUUAAGAUGGUAUUAAAAGGGCCUUAGAGUGAUACUAUGCGUACAUUCUAUCAGGCAACUUAUAUUUCUUUUGGUAGCACACUAUCAGUUUUAAUUAGAGUCUCCAAAUUAUGUUAAUCUUCAUCAAUAAAGCCAUAUUGUAUUCAUUUUUCAGUGGCCAGCAGACAGUUGUGUGUGUGUGUGUGUGUGUGUGUGUGAUGCCAUCUGUUCUGUAGGCAGAUUCUCUUCAGGAACAUCCAGAUGAUGACAGCAUAAACUCCUUCCACCCACAGGGAUACUUGUAAAUAAUUUAUGUAUGGGUCUGUCACUAUUUAAAGUUUAUAAAUGUACUUUUGGAAGUUUUAAGUUACUUUAUGGCAUUACCAAUUGCCAUAAGUUUUAGAGGAAAACAGAUACAGUGGUGCAUGCUUGUAAUUUCAGUGCUUGGGAGAUAGAGGCAGGAGGAUCAGAAAGUUCAAGGUCAUCUCAACUGUGUGGUGGAGACAUGUCUCCAGGGGGAAAGAAUGGCAUUUGACUUCUCCAAUGUCCUCCAUUUUCUACCUCCUUCCCUCCUCUUUCUCUGUAUUUGCUUUGUGAUGCUGAGGAUCCCUUCUGGGACAUCUCACAUGCUAGAUGAGCAUGACCCCCACGCUUCAUCUCCAGCCCCUUCAAAUACGGUUCCUAAAGCAAAGCCAAAUGGUUUGCCAGGAGGUUCAAUCACCAGUGACUAAGCACCUUAGCCGGCUGCUGCCAUCUUAUAGAGGCACAGCAAGAGAACCUCAACCUCGUAUAAAAGUCAGUGGUCUUUACCCAGGGGCUAUGCUUGAAAAUCAAACAUCUCCUCAGGAUAGAUUACAACAGGAAGGACUCUGUUUGCCUCUCCUGUUUUGUGCGUUGACAAUGGAAAUAUUUACAUUUUUAAAAACCUCCAGUGUGUAAGAGUGUAGGGCAUUUCUAGUAAUCAGGAAUAUUUUUAUAGAGCUUAUUCCCUCAUCUAGAGGAUCAUAAACCAUUUGUAUAUCAGUAACUUUUGAGAAUUAAAAGAAAAUUGUAAAUGGUAUAGGCAGACCUAGCUUGUGACUCAGAAGAUUUUACAAUUUUAUAAACAUUAUCUUUGUGUUGGGUAAUCAAGAGUAAAGAUAUUCUCCAGGAACCUGGAACAAAUUCUAGAAUUAACUUUAGAUUUUUUUAUUUGGAAAAUAAACUAUAUUAGUCCAUCCUUCAGUAGAAGGGAAUUUCUCCAGCUGUAGUUAUAUAGGGUGAAUUUCUUUUUCUGUGUAGCAUGUCUUUCCCAAACAUAUGUCUUAUGUGAAUAAGAAAUUAAAUCCCAUGGGGCUUGAGGGAUGGCUCAGCAAUUAAGAACCCUUGCUGUUUUUGCAGAGCAUCUGAGUUUGAUUUCUAGCACCCACACAGUGAUUCACAACCAUCCAGAACUCCCAUAGUAUGGUAUCUAGUGCCCUCUUCUGGCAUCCACAGGUACUAGGCAUGUAUAGCUACAUAUACGUACAUGCAGAUAAAAUAUUCAUAUAUGCAAUAAAUAAACAACUAAAUCUAAAAAAAACUUUCCAUUCCUCACAAUUAAAAAAAACAAAUUCCUUUAAAUAUAUUUUUAAAUUUUCUAAAAAGCUGAUGAAUCUCUGCCACAAUUAAAAAAUUAUAUUUCAGCUAUAUUCAUUUCUUCUCAAUUAUAGUGUCACAUUACAUAAGGUCUUUUUAUCUUUAAUAUUUAAUAAAAUAAAUAUUAAGCAUAAAAUGCUGAAGCACCUGGAAGAUAUAAUUUGUAGUUUCUUUAAAAAUAGAAGGUUUUAUUUUUCUUUGCAAUGAUUUAUGAAUGUGUUAAUUAUAUAAAACUUAAGAGGAAAGUGAAAUGAUUAGUUUUACAUUGUCCCUCAAGUAAUCAAGUGACGUGUUUGAAUAGUGUCCCUUCAGAAUGCUUGGAGUAAUUAGUGACCUUGAAGUGUCGUCCAAAUUUUUUUUUAUUGUUUUGUUUUUCUGAGACAAGAUCUCCUUAUAGCUGUGGCUUGCUUGGCACUCUCUUUGUAGCCCAGGCUGGCCUUGGGCUCAUAGCAAUCCUUCUGCCUCAGCCUCCUGAGUGCUGGGUUUGCAGAUUUGAACCAUCAAGUUCUGCCUGAUUCUGUAGUUCUUAAUGGGUGAAGGAAUAGUUUGAAGAAAUUAAUUUCUUCUGCAAUCAUUUCAUAUCUGUCUAACUUAAAAUCUGUUACUUCCUUAAAAGGAGCUAAUAAAGCUUAUGAUGUACUUUUUUUUUCCUUUUCAAAAUUUCUAAUUAUGAUGUAUUCUUAUAUCCAACUCUAUAUGAGUUUGGAUUUGUGUACAUUCUGUUUUUGUGUGUGCUUGUUUGUGUGCCAGCAGUAUUUGUAUCCAAUUUAACUUAUUGUUUCUCAAGUAUUCAAAUAUAUACAUAAACCAUA